AUGGACCCUCUGGAUACUCUUCCUUUUCGGUUUCAUUAUGGAGGAGAAUUCUUGAGAAGAGGAAAUAAUGUGUAUUACUUGGGAGAAGAAGUGGAGACUUGCAUUGAAAUGGCAAACAACACUGAGGAAGGAGAUGUAGCAGAGAUAUAUGUUGAAGGACAUGCAGUUGAUGAUGAAGAGAAAGAGGAUGAUGAGGACAACAACUUUGAAGAUGAGAUUGAAGGUGAGCAAGAAGAACAUGAUGACAGUGAGUUUGAAGGUGGAUAUGAGGAACUGACAGAUUCAGGUGAAGAUGUCUUGGUUGCUCAUAAUAAGCAUGAAAGUAGGGAAGAUGUAGAGAAACAGAUCAAAUUUGUAAGGGAGUGGUACAACCCUAGCAAGAUGGACAAGGGGAAGCAGGUGGUUGAUGACCAAGGGAGUCAGCCAGUUGCUAGUCAACAAAAUAUUUCAAGUGUUUUGAAUGAUAAAGAAAAUUUAGAGGACAACAGUGAUAGUGGGUUUUUGCCUGGAGAUGACAAUUCAUCUGAGGAAGAUGAAGAAGUUGUACAGAUUCAAAAGAAGUUCAAGGAAUUCAAGAAGAGCAUGAAUAGUGGACAAGUAGCAAAUCUGGAUGAUGUCAUCUUGGAUAGGCCAAUUUCUGGGCCAACCACUUAUGAGCUUGAUGAUGAUGCAAAUGACACCCCAUAUGCUAACAGCAGUGCAGAGGAUGAGUCAGAGGAGGAAGCAAGUGAGGGGCACUUAGAGACCAAGAAUAACUAUUACCCAAGGUUCAAAAAGAAUGUACCUAGUCCUAGGUUUGUGAUUGGCAUGAAGUUCACUGGGAAAAAGCAGUUCAAGAAAGCAGUUAUCAGGCAAAGUUUGCUAGAGAGGAGGGUGAUCAGGAGGGACAACAAGUUAGUAACUGCUAGUAGGAUUGCAGAGAAGUAUGAGAAGUUUAUAAUGGACAACCCAAUAUGGAGUUUGGAAAGAAUGAGAACCAUAGCUCAAGAGGAGAUGUUUGCUAUGGUAAGCAUCUCAAAACUGAAAAGAGCAAAGGCAAUUGUCAUGCAGAAAGUACUAGAUGGAACCAAAGGCCAGUACCAACUUCUGUACAGAUAUCAGCUUGAAUUGUUGAGAAGUAAUCCUGGCAGCACAGUCAUUGUGAAAAAAGAACUUCAGUUGGAACCACCAGUAUUUUAG
This is a messenger RNA of Miscanthus lutarioriparius, 1179 nucleotides long. The record is from the annotation of a GenBank genome assembly. NCBI's taxonomy places the organism in Eukaryota, Viridiplantae, Streptophyta, Magnoliopsida, Poales, Poaceae.